Messenger RNA from Trichoderma virens Gv29-8, 2250 nucleotides. RefSeq lists its product as uncharacterized. Gene Ontology annotation, molecular function: kinase activity. The coding region runs from base 1 to 2250 and encodes 749 amino acids. Gene Ontology annotation, cellular component: extrinsic component of mitochondrial inner membrane. The transcript has a single exon. The record is from RefSeq and is a predicted model, not a curated record. Gene Ontology annotation, biological process: ubiquinone biosynthetic process. NCBI's taxonomy places the organism in Eukaryota, Fungi, Ascomycota, Sordariomycetes, Hypocreales, Hypocreaceae.
AUGGGUUUUGUGGACUUUGCGAUUGACCUCGCGGCAGUGCUCAAUGCCUCUCGGUCUGUCGCAUCAAAGCAUGUCGCUCUUCGCGGCCGGCAGUUCGACGUCUACAGCAGAACGUCGAGCGUUGCGUCGCUGUUGAGGAAUAGGGCUGCUGGUUCGGUGCAGACGGAAGUUCCAGAGCAAAAGGAGCCGGCUGAUGGAGGCGAGGCUGUGGGAAAGGAGGCUGUGAAUGCUGAGGACUUUGGUGAGAAGAGCUCCGAGUCUACGGCUUCAUCUGCGCCGGUGUCUGAGGGACCAAAGGCGGGGGAUUUCAAGCUCCAUGAGCAGCCAAUUUUCAAAACUUCUCUAUCUGGAAGCGAUUCCAAACGGCAAACUAUAGAGAAGGCGUCUGCGACUCCCUCUCCGACUCAGAGCCAGGACCAGCCCAGUGAAGAGUUAGACGUACCGCAGGGGGUCGAUGUCAACAUCUUUCACACUGCGCGGGGCUCCCAAAUCCUCGACUCACUACGCAAACAACGAGGAAGGGCGGAGAGCCGUGGAGAGACUGCUGGAAGCACUGCGAAGGAGCAUCCUCUGCGUUAUUGGCCGCGGCCACCCCCGGUUGUGGAAGAUGUCGCUGAAGCAACUACCACUACUCCUUCAACUACCCCCGUGACUGAAAGCAGCAGUGUUGAAGCUACGAGUCAUGAAUCACAGCCGAGUGCACAGCAAUCGGAGUCUAUAGAAGCCACAACACCGGGAUCAAUAGAUACGCCGCAGCCUGAACCCCAGGUCGUACCAGAGGCUGUACCUGGUACUACAUCAGAGACUUCGCCAGAGACUUCACCAAGCCCUGAUACCAUCAAGGUGAAUGAGGAAAUAAUCGAAGCUGUGAAAGCGACGAUCAACCCUGAGACGCCGCCUGCGAACGUACCUAGUUAUCAGCUUCGCGAGUCAAAAGUACCGGCUACCCGAUUCAGUCGUAUCCUCAACUAUGGUGGUCUGGCCGCUGGAAUGUUAGGCGGAGCUGUGACGGAGAGCGUGAGCAGAGCCUUUGGAGGAGGUGGUGAAGGGUCUGUGUUGCUCAGUGGCGGUAACAUGGAGAGAUUGGUUGCAAAACUGUCUCGAAUGAGAGGUGCUGCUCUGAAGCUGGGACAAAUGAUGAGCUUUCAAGAUUCGAAAAUGCUCCCGGCUCCUCUCCAGGAGGUGCUGCAGCGGGUUCAGGACCGAGCUGACUACAUGCCGGCGUGGCAGCGGGAUCGGGUCUUGACUAGUAAUCUUGGAUCCGACUGGCGAGACCUCUUCAGUGAGUUUGAGGAGAAACCGAUUGCGGCUGCAUCCAUCGGCCAAGUACACAGGGCCGUGCUCAAAUCAAACGGGAAGAGAGUAGCUGUCAAGAUCCAAUUUCCAGGCGUGGCCGACUCCAUCAACUCUGACCUGGACAAUCUCGGCAUCUUGCUCACGGCCACAAAACUGCUUCCUAGGGGUCUCUACCUGAACAAGACGAUUGACAAUGCGAGACUGGAACUUGGUUGGGAAUGCGACUAUUCGCGCGAGGCAGAAUGUGCGAAGCGGUACAAGGAGCUGCUCCAGGGCGAGGAGGACGUUUUCGAAGCCCCAUAUGUUUAUUUGGAGGCAUCUGGUAAGCAAGUCUUGACCAUGGACUUUCUCGACGGCAUUGGCGUCACCCGUGUCAAGUCGUUUACGCAGGAGCAGCGCGAUUGGAUUGGCACGCAGAUCCUUCGGUUGUGCUUGAGGGAGAUUACAGAGUUCAAGUUUAUGCAGACCGAUCCCAACUGGACCAACUUCCUCUACAAUGCCGGCACCAACAAGCUUGAGCUUCUUGACUUUGGCGCCUCGCGGGAAUUCCCAGAGGAGUUCAUCUCGCAGUACGUGCAGCUCCUCGAAUCUGCAUCACGGUCCGACAGGGAGGGCGUCAAGAAGUUCUCUGAGGGCCUAGGAUACCUGACGGGCCACGAGAGCAGGACGAUGCUGGACGCGCAUAUCCAAUCGGUCCUCACACUAGCGGAGCCAUUCCUUGCCUCAGCCCCUGAGGUGUAUGACUUCAAGGACCAGACUAUUACGGAGCGAGUCAAGGCUCUCAUUCCAGUCAUGCUUAACGAACGACUGGCGCCACCUCCCGAGGAAACGUACAGCCUGCACCGGAAGCUGAGCGGCGCGUUUCUGCUGUGCGCGAGACUGGAGAGUAAAGUUAGGUGUCGCGAGCUGUUUGCCGACAGCGUGAUCAAGUCGGGCUAUGUUGAGCGCGCCUGA